AUUCGCUGGUGUCAUUGUUUUCUGGUUAUUCAGAUGCCAGUGUGUUAUGAGACAUGACGCGGGACAGUUACGAGAUGGACAGCAACCGCCUGUCGCGAGGCGGUUCGCUCUUCGGAAGUGACCCUCAAGUACAACUCAGAACGGCCCUUCGCAAUAACGACUUUGCGACUUUUAAGAAACUCGUCAGCUAUGGAGCAGUUGAUCUAGAACACGUUUAUCAAUACCCUGACUAUAAAACUUGUCUUGAAAUAGCCGUGUCGGAACCUAAUAGAGUUGAAUUUGUGAAACUUUUAUUACAACACGAAGUACAGGUAAACAAAAUUAACGAGACUCACGCUGCAGCUCCAAUACAUUUUGCAGUAGAAAACAGUAAUGUUGAAGCAUUGGCAGCUCUUUUAGAAGACGACAGAAUAGAUGUAAACUUAAAAUGUAAGGGAAACACUGCAUUGCUUAUGGCGAUCAAGAAAAUACAAGAUAUAGAUGAAGAGCGUGAACGUGAAUUAGAUCUUUUUGAAGACAUAGUAGAAAGGCUUCUUAAAGCUGGCUGUAACGCUAAUGCCCCUGAUUUAAGAGGUAUUACACCUGUAUAUUCAGCUGCAAAACAAGGCCUUGAAAGAAUCGUCACAUACAUUUUAGAUUAUUCUAAAGAUCCAAUUGAUUUGGAUUCUUAUAAAGACAUUAGAGGUAGAUCGGCUAGAUAUUAUUUGCAAGAAGCUUUUCCUCACCUACUUGCUAAAUUCGAUUCAAUGUCAGAGAGUGAAGAUAUAAUUGAUGAAGAUAAAUUAUUUUCUUAUCUAAGCAGACACGAAGAGGAUAACUUCAUUCGAGACUUUACGAAACUUGUUAAAAGAAAUGAACAUCGACCCAUGCUAGCUGCUAACAAUGGUUCAAAUACAAUGCUGCAAAUAGCAGUCGAUAAAGGCUUUGAAAAAGUCGUGUUAGUAUUGCUUAAUUCUGGAGCAGAUCCCAAUGCCACAUGCUCUGCCAAUAGUAAUCGUCCAAUAGCUUUGGCAUGUCACAAUGGGUAUUACAAAAUACUUAAAAUGUUUAUCGACAAUGAAUCUACUUUAUUCGACUGUGUUAACACCGAGUCUCUUAUUCAAAUAACAGUAAAAGGCAUGCGAUCUGCUGUUAACAGUCCAAAAGUAGAUUUUAAAGGUUGUUUAGAUUUAUUAUUAACCCACCCUAAAAUGAAUAUAAACAUAAAUCACCAAGAUAUAAAAGAUAAUACGGCAUUACAUUAUGCUGCUAGAAAUGGGGACAGCGAUACUGUGUUGGAAUUACUUAGAAAGGGGGCCUGUGUCGGCUUACAUAACAAGUUCAAUGAGCCACCUUUAGCAGAUAUAAAUGUUAAAACUCUUGAGACAUACUUAGAUGAAUGUAUUACGACGAAUAGCGAACGACCCAGCGACGACGAUUACGAGAUCCACAUAAAAUAUAGUUUCCUCGUAUAUCCCAAUAAUUCUUUAGAAAACGAAUUAUGUAAGGUACCUCUAAUGGAUAACUCAAACAAUAACAAUAGCAAUCCUAAAGAAUAUGACGCUAUACUAGCUCCAGAAACAGAAGCACUAUUGUACAUGACUAGAAAUGAGGAGCUACGUCCUCUUCUUAAACAUCCAGUAAUUACUAGUUUUCUUUAUUUAAAAUGGCAACGAAUAAGUAGUCUUUUCUACGCAAACAUAACAUUUUAUUCCCUCUUAUGGUUAUGUUUAGUUUUAUAUAUUAUAUUGGGAUAUGGAGUUGAAAAACAACAAGCUAACUCUAUUGAAGCGUUAAACGUUGUGACACAUGUCGGAGCUAUUAUUGGUUUAAUUCUAUUAAUUAUAAGAGAAUUAUUUCAAUUCUUGGUUUCACCAACGAGGUAUUUACAGAGUAUUGAAAAUUGGAUGGAGAUCGCUUUAAUUUUCGUAACAGGUUGGAUUGUUUGUUAUGAUUCAACACAAGAACCCACAAAACAACAGUUGUCUGCAGUUGCUAUUCUAUUAUCAUCAGCCGAGCUUGUUUUACUUAUUGGCCAAUUUCCCACUUUAUCUACAUAUAUAGAAAUGUUACGGACGGUUUCAUGGAAUUUCUUCAAAUUUUUACUAUGGUAUUGCAUUUUAAUUAUUGCUUUCGCUCUGACUUUCUACACAUUGUUCAGAAAAGAAGAAGUAAAUGACGAUCAGAUACCACCAAAUCCUAACAAAACUGGUCAGGAAGAAGAAGAAGAAGAGGACUUUUUUGAGGAUCCAGGACGAUCUUUAUUUAAAACGAUAGUCAUGUUGACGGGUGAAUUUGACGCUGGAUCCAUUAAAUUUAGUACAUUCCCAGUUACGAGUCACAUCAUUUUUAUUGUAUUUGUUUUUAUGGUACCUAUUGUACUAUUUAAUUUACUAAAUGGCUUGGCGGUAAGCGACACUCAGGAGAUAAGGGCAGAUGCCGAAUUAGUCGGACAUAUUUCUCGAAUCAAACUAAUAUCUUAUUUCGAAAGUGUACUUAUCGGUAAAAUGUAUACAAAACCACUGAAAUGGUGGUCAUGGUUACCACGAUAUAUACAAGAUUUAAACUUAAUUAAGCCACAAAUGCUUUGCAUAAAGCCGUUCGCAAGGAAGAUUAGCUUAUUUCCUUUCUUUUUGCCAAAAUAUCGAAUCAUUGUAAAACCCAAUCAAGAUAAUAGAAUAGAAAUUCCUCACCCGGAGUCCAUUGGCAAGUUUGGAGAUGAUUAUGAAGACAUCGAAAGCGGCAAAUGUUGUUUCGAACGGUGUCAAGCUUACCGGUUGGACAGAAAAAUUGUCAAAAAUGCUAAGAUUGUUAUAAAUAAGAAAAACUAUAUAUCGGAAUUCGACGAAAUUAAAAAUAAACUUUCUAAAUAUGAAGCGAAAAUUACGAGUCUUGAAAAUACAUUAAAAAAAGUACUUCAGAAAUUAGAAUGAAGUAUAUAUUCGUAUUAUGUUACUUCUUAUAUUCCAUUAAUUUUACUUUAACUUUUUAAUUUUCAUUUUUAUUUAAACAAAA
Melitaea cinxia (Glanville fritillary) is the source of this 2994-nucleotide messenger RNA. It is a transcript of the gene pain, whose product is annotated as transient receptor potential cation channel protein painless. The record is from RefSeq and is a predicted model, not a curated record. NCBI's taxonomy places the organism in Eukaryota, Metazoa, Arthropoda, Insecta, Lepidoptera, Nymphalidae. The transcript has 2 exons. Gene Ontology annotation, cellular component: membrane. Bases 54 to 2912 code for a protein of 952 amino acids. Gene Ontology annotation, biological process: monoatomic ion transport; transmembrane transport. Gene Ontology annotation, molecular function: monoatomic ion channel activity; protein binding.